This is a messenger RNA of Maudiozyma saulgeensis, 210 nucleotides long. The record is from the annotation of a GenBank genome assembly. Lineage: Eukaryota; Fungi; Ascomycota; Saccharomycetes; Saccharomycetales; Saccharomycetaceae.
CCAGGUAUUGCCGAAAGAAUGCAAAAGGAAAUCACCGCUUUGGCUCCAUCUUCUAUGAAGGUUAAGAUCAUUGCUCCACCAGAGAGAAAGUACUCUGUCUGGAUUGGUGGUUCUAUCUUGGCUUCUUUGACUACUUUCCAACAAAUGUGGAUCUCAAAGCAAGAAUACGACGAAAGUGGUCCAUCUAUCGUUCACCACAAAUGUUUCUAA